AAACAGUGGAGGGAGGGCAUGUCUUCCGUCUAAAUUCAAAAGAACCUGGGUGGUUUGGAAAUUGCUGAGGGAAGCAUAUGCACAAUGGAGCUAAGACAGAGGAAGAGUGUUAUAGAAGCUGUCAAGCAGCUGGAUGCCUUCCCCAAAAUAUCAGACACAUAUGUGGAAACCACCAGAUCAGGAGGCACAAUAAGUAUCCUGACAUUUGGGGUGAUGCUGUUGCUGGUAGUCACAGAAAUUAGAUACUACAUGUCGUCAUUCAAGUUCCGGUUCGAGCCCGAUGUCGACAUGGACGCCAAGUUGCCUAUUCACUGUGGAUAUCAUUGUCGGCAUGCCUUGUGGAGCGGUGGGAGCAGACAUCAUGGACUCCACAAAUGAAAAUGUGUUCAGCUUCGGCCGGCUGAAGGAAGAGAACACCUGGUGGGAGAUGACGCCUGCUCAGGAAGACCACUUCAGGAUGGCCCAGACGAUGAACUCCUUCCUGCGGGAGCACUACCACGGCCUUCGGGAGACGCUCUUCCGUAGCGGCCACACGUCCAUGUUUGCCGAGCUGCCGCCGCACCACCCGCGCCCCAGUCGGCAACCGGACGCGUGUCGCGUGCACGGCUCGCUCGUCCUCAACAAGGUGGCCGGCAACUUCCACAUCACGGCCGGCAAGGCCAUCGGCUUGCCCACCGGCCAGCACGCGCACAUCUCCGCCUUCAUAGAGGGCAAUUACAACUUCUCGCACCGCGUCGUCAGGUUUCAGUUCGGCGACGAGCAAGCCGGCUUCAUCCACCCGCUGGAGGGCGACGAGAAGGUGGCCACGUCCGAGAUGCAGAUGUACCAGUACUUCAUGGAGGUGGUGCCGACGGAAGUGCGCGGUCUGCUGGGCGCCGCGCACACGUACCAGUACUCUGUGAAGGAGCAGAGCCGCGUCAUCAACCACCACGCCGGUUCGCACGGCGUGCCGGGCGUCUACUUCAAGUACGACAUGUCGGCGCUGAAGGUCGUCGUCUCGGAGGACCGCGAGCCGCUCGUGCAGUUCCUGGUCCGGCUUUGUGCCAUAUGCGGCGGUAUUUACGUCACUUCAGGCAUUCUCAACUCGCUGCUGGGCUGGGUGUUGCGGGUGGCAUUUGCCGAAUGA
This is a messenger RNA of Pollicipes pollicipes, 1126 nucleotides long. RefSeq names its product endoplasmic reticulum-Golgi intermediate compartment protein 2. The transcript is spliced from 10 exons. The coding region runs from base 281 to 1126 and encodes 281 amino acids. Gene Ontology annotation, biological process: retrograde vesicle-mediated transport, Golgi to endoplasmic reticulum; endoplasmic reticulum to Golgi vesicle-mediated transport. NCBI's taxonomy places the organism in Eukaryota, Metazoa, Arthropoda, Thecostraca, Pollicipedomorpha, Pollicipedidae. The record is from RefSeq and is a predicted model, not a curated record. Gene Ontology annotation, cellular component: COPII-coated ER to Golgi transport vesicle; endoplasmic reticulum; membrane.